Molecule: messenger RNA, 1471 nt
Organism: Eufriesea mexicana
Lineage: Eukaryota; Metazoa; Arthropoda; Insecta; Hymenoptera; Apidae
Gene: Lamp1
Product: lysosome-associated membrane glycoprotein 1
Exons: 5
Biological process (GO): establishment of protein localization to organelle
Cellular component (GO): lysosomal membrane; late endosome membrane; plasma membrane
Source: RefSeq, a predicted model, not a curated record
UUCAAGGGACUACCUAGUGUAUCGAACAUUUACGUUGCACGUCAUACGCCGUGUAUUUUCACAUAUUUUUCGUCAAUUUAUAUCGGAGUUUAAGUUUAUCAAUAGUUAUAAACGUUUGAAUUUUCAGUGAAUUUGGCUUAUUUUUAUCAAUUCGGAACUUCCAAUGAUGUCGAAGUUUUUACUACUCCUUUGCUUUACUGCAGUCCACGUUCUGGGUGAAAAUCAAGCAGACAUUUUAUCCAGAAACAGGGAUGCUCUUCCUAACAAUGCGACAUCUUCACAAAAUGAUUCUGAGCCACAUUUGAAAACAACUACUCUACCAAGCAAGAUAGUGUCUUUGGAACCUGAGUCAGUUUCAACAGAGACAUAUAGGAAUAAAUUAAAACCACAAGAGAUUUUAAGUAAUGACAGUUCUAUUCAGAGUUCUACAGUUGUUCCCAAUAAUUCUACUGAUGUACCAUCGGAUACUACAGCUGCCUUAAUUAAUACAAAUGAAACAACUACUGAACAAGUUUUACAUCCAACUACUAAUCCAACAGUCAUACGUGCUCCAACAAACACUGUAUCUCGUGCUUCUGGCAAAUGGAUAGUUGUCAAUGAAAGUGAUCAAAUAUGUAUUAUAGUACAAAUGUAUGCAGUGUUUACUAUCAAUUAUACACUUGAUAACCAUACGAUAUCCAGUAAAACAUUUGAUAUACCUGCAGAUAAUGUAACUACAAAUGCAACUGGACACUGUGGUACAUCAGAACAAUAUUUGACAUUAGUAUGGUCUCCUGUAAAUGUAACUGAUGCUAACUUGACACUACAUUUUACAAAAAAUAUAAGUGAGAAUUACUACACUUUCCAUCACUUGGAGAUUGUUAUACCUGAAAAAAAUUUUAAUAAAAGUCUCAAAACAUCUGUGACAUUGGUGCAUGAAAUGCCCAAUAUGGAAAUUAAAACAUCCAAUUCCUAUAAAUGUUUGAAACAACAAAAGCUUGAUUUAAAACAAGAAGAUAGUAAUCGAACUUCGGGUUCUAUCAGAUAUAUUAUUAUUUAUAAAUUAAUCAUAUAAAAUAAAUCAAUUAAUAUUGUAAGAAUGUUGGGUAUAGAUUGCGCUUUUGAUACACCGGAUGUUGUACCAAUAGCAGUAGGCUGUGCACUGGGAGGAUUAGUGAUUAUAGUGUUGAUAGCGUAUCUGAUUGGUCGCCGUCUAAAUCAAUCUCAAGGCUAUCUUAGCAUGUAACGUUAACAUGUGUUUAUCUUUAAUUUUUUUUCGAGUAAUUAAGUGAAAAUUUCUUUAUUUAGUUUAUAUUAUGUAUCGUAAUGUUAACCACAAAACUUGGCAGAAGGUAUUUCCCAAAAAUCAUAUGUUAAAAGUUACAAUACAAAUAUUUGAGAAGUACUUAUUAACAGGAAAAUAAAGAUAUGUAAAAUUUAUGAUCAUUAUAAACCGUGUAUAAUGUCUUUGAAUUAGAAAUUUUUUUAGUUA